AUGUCGCACUACAACACGGGCAUCGGCAGCAAUGUGCCCUCUAUUCUGGACAUGUGCAGCGGUCUCACCGCCUUCUUGGUGGACUUCAUUCAAGUUGUGCUCGGCCAAACGCAGACAAGUUUCCAGGCGGCGGCACCGGAAGACAGCGACCCUGGCGUGUACGACGCAGAUACGCGAAGCUGGUGCGGCGCAGAUGGGCUUCGGUACCGCGUUCCUCUCUUUCCGAUCCCUAGCGAGCGUCACGCGCGCGAGAAGGUGCGCAACGUAAAGAUCUUGAUGGACAACUGCCGCCGCAUCUGCAUGUCUGACGAGCUGCCGGCGACCAAGGACGAAAAGAAAUUCUGGACCUCGUACCGGUUCAUUCAGUACCAGCUGUUUCUGGCUCCUGCUUGCAUUGUCACGCCGCCCGUGUACGUCUUCUUUAAGGUCUUCCAUGACAAGCUGCCGCGGUUUCUGCGUGGUCGCACGACGCCCAUUCUGACGGGCCUUGCCGUCGCGGAGGUGUGGUCGGAGGCGACCUACCCGGGCUACCAGCUACUGUCGACGGCUCUGCGCGCCAAGACGCCGAUGGGCGAUGUGGCGCGGGCAGAGUGGACACGGCUGCAGCCCAUCGACAUCCCCUUUUACAUAUUCAGCGCCUACCAAUUCCAGCAAAUCUUCAACUCUGUACCAGAGGAAUACCUCUUCGGUGGAGAUUUGGCCUCGCUCUGCGGUUGA
Leishmania braziliensis MHOM/BR/75/M2904 is the source of this 717-nucleotide messenger RNA. RefSeq lists its product as hypothetical. The coding region runs from base 1 to 717 and encodes 238 amino acids. Lineage: Eukaryota; Euglenozoa; Kinetoplastea; Trypanosomatida; Trypanosomatidae. The record is from RefSeq and is a predicted model, not a curated record. The transcript has a single exon.